CCAGGGUAAAUUGGCAUCGCUGAUAAUAUUCGUUUCCUACUGGCUUUAGUUUCUACAGAUUUGUAUUUUUCACAAACACUUGUGCAAAUGCGUAAUGAAAUGAGUUUUAUAGCUGAUACUAUAUACGUGUAUAUAAUAUUUUGUUAUAUAAUUAAAAUAAUUAAAAACAUAUAUGAAAUUUCUGUUUUUAAAGAAUAAUUUAUUAAUUCAAAUAAUCUUUGUUACAGAUUAAGCUGAACUACUUCUAAGAAUACCGACAUGUGGAUCUGCAUUUAUAUUAUUCUUCUAUGCCUUUCUGUUCAGUUCAUCGACGGAAGUAAAAAAGGAUGUGGAGGAACUUUAACUGCCGCUAGAGGAAUUAUAAGUACACCAAAUUUUCCAGAACCAUUCAAAGUACCUAUAAACUGCCAAUGGGUGAUCGACGCUCAGUUCAGCUCAUCCCACAACACUUCCAUCGUGGUCUACUUGACCCAACUCUUCGUCUACGAGGGCUUAACUUUCACGGAAUACCAAAUUUACGGAGAUGACUACAAAAUUAACCCGAAAGUAAUUCACAAAGUCAACGAGACGAAUAUUAGCAGAACCAGAUGGGUGAAAACUUUUCAAAGCUUUUUAGUCAUAGAUCUGAAACUCAAUACUGCGGAUAGUGUGCAUCUUAGAGUUUUGGAUAAAUUUUUGGACGUACACGGGUUUAAUAUAACUUAUGAAAUUACUACGAGUAGUGUUAGAAGCCAUUCUUGUACCAUGAUGGACUGUGGGUUUACCGGAAAUUGCUAUGAUUAUUAUACGUAAGUAGAACAUUCAGUUAAAUUGGAA
Messenger RNA from Psylliodes chrysocephalus, 816 nucleotides. The record is from the annotation of a GenBank genome assembly. NCBI's taxonomy places the organism in Eukaryota, Metazoa, Arthropoda, Insecta, Coleoptera, Chrysomelidae.